Molecule: messenger RNA, 3588 nt
Organism: Varanus komodoensis (Komodo dragon)
Lineage: Eukaryota; Metazoa; Chordata; Lepidosauria; Squamata; Varanidae
Gene: UBE2Z
Product: ubiquitin conjugating enzyme E2 Z
Exons: 7
Coding region: 77-1162 (361 amino acids)
Biological process (GO): negative regulation of apoptotic process
Cellular component (GO): nucleus
Molecular function (GO): cysteine-type endopeptidase inhibitor activity; ubiquitin conjugating enzyme activity
Source: RefSeq, a predicted model, not a curated record
CGGCGCAUAGUGAUCCGCUUUGCCCGCCCCGUCGCUGGCGUCGGAGGUCCCGGAAGCGUAGCCGGGACUGUUGGCGAUGAUGGAGGAGAGUCCGGCUGCUGAGGAGGCGGCUGCGGCCGCGCUGCUGACGGCCCCGCCGGGCGGCGGCGGGCCGGGAUCCGGAACAGGCGGCGGGGGGGCGAGUGUGUUCCUGCCGGCCGACCUGUGGGCGGUGGCGGGGCUGGGCUCGACUGGAGCGGGAUCCGGAGCGGGAUCCGGAGCAGGCUCUGGCGGGACCUCGGUGCCUGGGAUCCCCCCUGCCGCUGCCGCCGCUGCCGGAGUGCUGCUCUCGCACGCGGCCUUCUGGGACCCCACGACCAGCGGCGACUGGGACGGAGAGAGGGCGAGCACUGCAUGCCUGUUGCGCAUCAAACGGGAUAUCAUGUCCAUUUAUAAGGAACCACCACCUGGAAUGUUUGUUGUGCCUGACCCUCAUGAUAUGACCAAGAUUCAUGCGUUGAUCACAGGCCCCUUUGACACGCCUUACGAAGGGGGUUUCUUCUUGUUCCUGUUUCGCUGUCCUCCAGAUUAUCCCAUCCAUCCACCGCGAGUCAAACUGAUGACAACUGGAAAUAACACAGUGAGGUUUAAUCCUAACUUCUACCGCAAUGGGAAGGUCUGCCUCAGUAUUCUAGGCACGUGGACUGGUCCAGCCUGGAGUCCUGCACAGAGCAUUUCUUCAGUCCUUAUCUCCAUACAGUCCUUAAUGACCGAGAACCCGUAUCACAAUGAACCCGGCUUUGAACAGGAAAGACAUCCAGGAGACAGUAAAAACUACAAUGAGUGCAUUCGACAUGAGACCAUCCGGGUUGCCGUCUGCGACAUGCUAGAAGGAAAAUGUCCCUGUCCAGAACCCUUACGGGGAGUUAUGGAAAAGUCCUUCAUGGAAUAUUAUGAUUUUUACGAGGCGGUAUGCAGAGAGAGGGUCCAUCUCCAAGGGCAGACGAUGCAGGAUCCAUUUGGUGAGAAGCGAGGACACUUUGACUACCAGUCCCUCCUAGUGCGUUUGCAAGGAAUCCGUCUGAAGGUACAGGAGAAACACCAGCAGGAGAACCUGGAUAUAGACUCAGAAAGCAGCUCCUCUGAGACAGAGACAGACACUCAAGGGAGCAUGAAGGCUUAGAUGCCUCCCACCUGACUUCGUAAGAACCUGAGACAUGGGAGUGGGAUCUUCGGGCUCCAGGCACUGCGGAGUCCCCUGGAGAGAUCCAAGAACCAGCCUGGUUCCAGAGAGGAGAAAACAUGGACUGGAGAAGCAUCCUUUGCUUGCCUCCUUCAGUGCUCUGGUACAUGCUGUUAAACACAAAGAGGAUUUGAUGCUAACAUUGACCUGAGCUUGUGAUAGGCUGUAUUUUCAAAACGAUCCUUUCUCUGCUGGAGAUCUAUGAACAAACGGCAUAAAGGCAUUCUGGAAGAACCUGUGAUGGGUGGGUUCCCCCGCCUUGAUUCUCAAAGAGCAUGAGGUAGAGCAGGACUCUUUGUUCUGUCGUCCUUGUUUCCAAACAUACUGCUUGCACCUAGCACCUCCCUUCCAGCUUGCCUCCACACAGUGGGCUCCCAGCCAUCCAAGUCCAUUACAGCACUUUUGGCAGCUCUGGUAACAAGCGUCCCAUUUUUCCAUAUUCGUUUUAUUGUAGCUUACCGGUUGGGUUGGUAUUGCCUGUCCUAGACAGACCAAAGAGGAGGAGCUUCUGCUGUAACUGGGUUUUUUUGUGAUCAUUAAAAACACAAAAUCAAAGCUUUAUUCAAUUGAACUCCUUUCCCCCUCCAACACACACUUUGAAUUCAGGUAGGGAUACAAUAAAAGGCAAGUCAGAAGAAUUCUAAAUUUAAGUAUUUUAACCUUGUGAGCAGCUAUCACCCUUCCAAAGGUUAAAUUUCUUGCUUCACAUUAAACGUUUUUUUAAAGUUCUAGCAAGAAAAGGUCAUUUAUUCCCCUUUUCCAAGCCUGUUUUAGCAUUACAGUUCAGGGAAAAAGGGCAAGCUACAGAGGAGAACCAAUUCUGUACUCUUGAUGUUGUUUGCACAAGAAAAGAGCAACUAUAAUUGUAGCAAGAACAACAAAAACAAGAGUGAUAUUUACCUGAAGCUUGGAAGAUACAACAGCAGGCUCUGCUGUUCAUGUUACUAGGGUCUCCUUCCUUUGGGAAUGUGCUUAAAGAUUUAGUGAUGACAAAAGAAUGCAAGUAGUGGAAGAAACUUGGUCAGUGUUGAUCAGUGUCAUAAUUGUAAGCCUGGGGAGCAAACAGAAACUGGUGGAAGACAGGAGGUCUUUUUUUUAACUGACGUACUGAAUUGCAUGCAUGCAUCUGUCUCUCAAACUUGCCAAAUUCCUUUCUCUCUGAUCACUUCCUCAUGAGGUAGAUGAAGAUACAGCUUUUGAUGAUCAAAAUGUGGAGUGUUUGUAUCCAUCCCCUCAGCUGGCAUUUUUUUCUUUUUUGAGAAAGUCCAGAAACUGUGGGAGCGUGCCUUUUGGGGCUUCUAGGCACUGCUUGGAGCAGUCUGAAAAUAAGAAACUGAAAGCAGCUCCCAUACAUUCAGGUCAGCUGUAUGUCCUGACCCAAAGGUUGUGGGGGGCAUUUUGCAGGCAGAUUUGCUGUACCAGCCAAGCCAAUGGGAAGGAUUGUGCUUGGCCACCCCAGUAGCAGUCAUGGAACCAGGCAGGUAACCCCCCGUGUGCUGCUAGGCACUGUUUAGGUGCUGACUCUGCAGCAGGCACGCAGCCUUCAAGCUGCUCUUGCUCCUUUCUGGCUCAUGGAGCAGGAAGGUGAGCUGAUGCUUUAAUAGAGCUUUCUUUUGGGCAAAACUUAAUUUCUGUGCAUUUGCUUUCAGGGUGAGAUGGAAUUCUCUCUCUCUCUUCCCCCGUCUCUCCCGAGGGUUACAAAUAGCUGGUGCAAUCAAAUACAAAGUGUAAUCCACCUUUGCAUGUAGAUGCCUUGUAGAGGGGAUGGGGUGAACUGUAUCAUGUUAAUUUUAAUCUCAUUGGUGCAAUUCAACAAAUGUCAGAUGCAUUUAGCCCCCAUUGAAAUCAAAGAGACUUUGAGUGCACAGUUCAUCUUUUAAGUCCUGCUGAACUCAGCAGGACUUAAGUAGGCCUUAUAUUCUCCAUUCUGUGCCAACCGUAUACAUUUGGCAUUCCCCAUUCUAUAGUCACCAAGGCUAGGUGUGCUUUCAUGUCAGAGCACCUGUGAUUUCAGAGAUCUUAAUUCCAGAUGCAUGUUGGCUGUUGAACCAUUAGAUACAUUUAUUUGAAACAAAACAUGAAAAUGCCUUAUGUGGUUGUUUCUUUCACACAGCUCGCAUGUGGAUGUAAGAAAAAAAAAAAGGAAUGGUUUCUAGCUGCCCAUUGUCAUCUGUUUUUUGAAUGUUUUCCAUUUCAGAAAGUGACAAUCCUAGAUGACUGAUCUAGACCAAUGUUUAGUGAAAGAAUUUUAGGCCUAACAAGCUAAAAAUAAUAAUGCACAAGGGUCUUCAAAUAAAGCUUGUUUAUAUACAGUUGUACAUAAAGGGUUUUUUUGUGCAAUAAAGUUUGUUUUGGCAAAAUCUGAA